UCUGCUUUGCUGUUUAAAGUGUAGGGUUGCUAAAUCAUGGAGACUGCCUGACUACUUGUGUCCAAUAAGACAAAACGACCUUCGGCAGUUUGACAGCGGAGGCUUGCUCCCUUAUCAUCUGACAUCGUAUCAACCUCGUGUGUGGAAGAAGGUGCCGAGGAUCGUUGCAUGGCCGUAACAUGAUAGUGCGCUAGAAGGGAUGAGAGGUAUGAAUGGACCUCCCUCACGCUUUCUACCUUCUCGUCACAGUGCUCUCGAUCUUGCUCGCCCCAAAAUGACGGAAGGCUCAAAGACAAGUGCACUCUCGUGUAUGGUGGGCUUGCCCUGCCGGCCCAGAGUAACGCCAUUUCAAGUCGCGGAGACAGGCAUAUGUAUGCACAUCACCGCGAUGAGCAUCGUCGCCAUCAAUCCAUGCACCAACGUCUAUUGGUCUUCACACUACUUCGAGGUUACUCGACAAGAAAGUUCCACGGCUCGUCUUGACGUGCUUCUGGUGUUCAAAGACAGCAGCGCGUCUGUUUCGUGGGGCGGAUCGGUUCCGGCCGACCAAAAUCGUCAUCAAAAGACUUCCUUAGACGGGUGCAUGUGCGAUAUUAUGGUGAGCACCAUCACCAACAACGUCCCUGAUGCAGGCUCGGAAUACUAUUAGAUAUGGCUCCCACCAUCUCUGUUGUCCUGAACGCUUCCUUCGAGCUCGCUCGACUAAAAGACGCGAAUAAGGGUCGCAUGUGCUUCCCUUCCUGGGAAUCUGGGAGUUCGUGCGUAGAUGCCCUACGGCUGCUUCUGUGCGGCGUAUCUUGCAUCCAUUUCCAUCGCAACUUACGGCUAUGCGAGCUCG
Messenger RNA from Paraphaeosphaeria sporulosa, 838 nucleotides. RefSeq lists its product as uncharacterized. The transcript has a single exon. Bases 200 to 649 code for a protein of 149 amino acids. The record is from RefSeq and is a predicted model, not a curated record. Lineage: Eukaryota; Fungi; Ascomycota; Dothideomycetes; Pleosporales; Didymosphaeriaceae.